Molecule: messenger RNA, 2521 nt
Organism: Arachis ipaensis
Lineage: Eukaryota; Viridiplantae; Streptophyta; Magnoliopsida; Fabales; Fabaceae
Product: phytyl ester synthase 2, chloroplastic
Cellular component (GO): membrane
Source: RefSeq, a predicted model, not a curated record
AAAAAAAUCAGCCUCAUAUGUUCAUUAUUUCAAUCUAUUUUCCAUAGAAAACAGAAUUCAUUCAGACUAGUCAUUCUUGCCUUUUCCUCUAUAAAAAGCACUUUUUUCGUUUUUCAUUUUUCAUUUUUCUGUCUCCUCAGGAGUCUCAAAUCAUCUCACCUUUCGGAACCACCAUGGCAACGGCGGCGGCCACCGCAGCCUCUCUCUUUAGAGUAGUCAUCCGCCGCGAGACGACGACAUCGCCAUUAGCCGGGAAGAAACACCGGUCCCCCGUCCGGAUCCCGCGCUUCGCCGUGUCCGUUGACCGGCCUCCGGCGCCGACGUCUGCGGUAACAACGUCGCCGGAAAAAACAAAUCCGGUGGUGAAGCGAGAAGCGGAUGGAGAAAGAGGCGUUGACGCGAAGUUGAAAGAGGAAGAAGAGGAGAGCAAGAACAGAAGCGUGUUCAGCGGUAUGAAGCGGUUUCUGGAAGAAUCGAAGGUGAUAAUCGACGAGGAAAAGGAGAACGGUGGUGGUGGAGCGCCGCGGUGGUUCUCGCCGCCGGAUACGGGGGAUUGCAGCGGUUCUUGGCAAAUGGAGGAUCCGCCGGUGUUACUCUACUUACCGGGGAUUGAUGGCGUGGGACUUGGACUUACUUUACAUCAUCAGAAACUCGGAAGGAUUUUUGAUAUAUCAUGCAUGCAUAUUCCAGUGGCCGAUCGAACACCAUUUACAGACCUCAUGAAAAUAGUUGAAAGUAGAGUCAAGUCAGAGCAUCAACGUUCACCAAGGAAACCCAUAUAUCUUGUUGGAGAAUCUUUAGGAGCAUGCCUUGCGCUUGCUGUUGCAGCCCGCAACCCAGAUAUCGAUCUUGUACUGAUUCUAGCAAAUCCAGCUACUUCAUUCAGCAGGUCACAGUUGCAACUUCUAAUACCAUUAAUGGAGGUUCUUCCUGACCCACUCUCACUUGGCCUGCCUGAACUUCAGAGUUUGAUGCCAGGCGACUCUGAGAGGAUGGAAUUGGGUAAUUUGUUGAAAGGACUUCCUCUACAAAAUACAACAAAAGAGUUGAUGGAGGAUUUUAUUAAUUUCUCACCAUCUCUGCCUGCUCUUGCUGAUAUAUUACCAAAAGAAACACUUCUGUGGAAACUAAAGCUGCUUAGAUCAGCUUCUGCAUAUGCCAACUCACGCCUUCAUGCUGUAAAAGCUCAGACUUUGAUACUAUCCAGUGAAAAAGAUGAAUUACUACCUAGCAAAGAGGAAGGUGAAAGGCUACGUAAGUUAUUAGCUAAUUCUGAACUACGUAAAUUUUCAGACAGUGGACAUUUCCUAUUCCUGCAGGAAGGCAACAUUGACCUGGUAACAGUCAUCAAGGGAACUUCUUUCUACCGCCGUGGCAAGAAGCAUGAUUAUGUAUCAGAUUAUAUACCGCCAACGCCUACGGAAUUCAAAGAAGUACUGGACUCUUACAGGCUAUUGAACAUUCUGACAAGUCCUGUAAUGUUGUCAACUUUGGAGGAUGGAACAAUUGUAAAGGGCCUUGCUGGACUUCCUUCAGAGGGACCUGUUAUAUAUGUUGGGUAUCACAUGCUGCUCGGAAUUGAACUCGGUCCAUUAGUUUCUCGAAUUUUGACCGAAAGAGAUAUCCUUGUUCGAGGGAUAGCUCAUCCAUUGAUGUUUAGGAGAAAUGAUGCUGGACUACUGCCAGAUUUAGCUUCUUUUGAUUCCUUCAGAGUUAUGGGUGCUGUUCCUGUUGCUGCAACUAACCUAUUCAAGCUUUUGUCUUCCAAGUCUCAUAUCUUAUUAUAUCCUGGAGGGAUGCGCGAGGCUCUUCACAGGAAGGGUGAAGAAUACAAGUUAUUCUGGCCCGAACAAUCUGAGUUUGUUAGAAUGGCAGCUCGAUUCGGAGCUAAAAUAGUACCUUUUGGUACUGUUGGAGAAGAUGAUCUUGCUGAGGUUGUUCUUGAUUAUGAUGACUUGGUCAACAUUCCUUUAUUCAAGUCUCUAAUAGAGAAGCUCACAGCUGAGUCUAUCCCUUUGAGGACUGAUGCUACUGGCGAGGUGGCAAAUCAACAAGUACAUAUGCCUGCAUUCUUGCCUAAAGUUCCUGGCCGUUUCUAUUAUUAUUUUGGAAAACCAAUCGAAACUGAAGGUAGGAGACAUGUGCUGAAAGACAGGGAGAAAUCUAAUGAACUAUAUUUACAAGUGAAAUCCGAGGUUGAGAAUUGUUUGGCUUAUUUAAAGGAGAAAAGAGAAAGUGACCCUUACAGAAACAUAGUGCCUCGGCUAUUAUACAAGGCCGAACAUGGUUUUGAUGCUGAAGUUCCAACUUUCGAAAUUUGAAUGUUGGAAAACCAAACCUGUUGGUGUCUUUUCUUUCUUUCUUUCUUUCUUUUGUUUUUCCCUCCUCUUUUAAUUGGUUAGAUGUGCAUUCCCCUAUGUAAAAUGAAAAUGAAAUCAUCCAUUUUUCUUUUUCCUUUUUGAUAGAACAGUGCAAUAAUUCUUGGUUCAAAUCAAUAAGAGGUGAAUGCGGGUUUCACGAA